This is a messenger RNA of Danaus chrysippus (African queen), 2061 nucleotides long. NCBI's taxonomy places the organism in Eukaryota, Metazoa, Arthropoda, Insecta, Lepidoptera, Nymphalidae. The record is from the annotation of a GenBank genome assembly.
AUGAGUGAUAUUUUGAAAGAUAAUCGUUUUGCCAAAUAUUUGAAUGAUCCUCGGUACAGACAAAUACCUAAACAUGAAAGGAAAGUUAAAAUCGAUAAAAGGUUCCAGUCUAUGUUCAGUGAUGAAAAAUUUAAAGUUAAAUAUUCGGUUGAUAAACGGGGCCGACCAGUAAAUGAAACUUCUACAGAAAAUUUACGCAAGUAUUACGAAUUAGAAUCAGAGGAUGAAACAAGUGACGAAGAUUCAGAGACAGAUGAAACUAAAACACAGAAGGAACAGAGUUCUCAGGAAGACGAAGAAGAACAGUCUAGUGUAGGCCGUUUCGUACGAAGACUGCCCAGUGACGACGAAGAUUCUACAAAAGAUAAAGAAUCAAAAGUAUCUUUCCAAAACGAUAAACUGGAAAGAGGCGCUUUGGAUAAGAAAACUAAGAAAAGAUUGUUGGACUUAGAUAUUGAUUAUGCUAGAGGCGAAGGAGUUUUGAUGACCGACUCAUCAAGUGACGAAGAAAGUAGUGGCUCUGAAGAUGAUAGUGAAUUGGAACAUGAAUGGGGUGAACUUGAUGCUGAUGCUGAAACAACAGAGGAAUCUACCAAAAGGCUUGCUAUUUGUAACAUGGAUUGGGAUAAUAUUAAGGCGACAGACUUAAUGGUUCUUCUCAGUUCAUUUUUACCUCCAGGAGGUGUUAUACAUAAUGUUACGAUAUAUCCUUCUGAAUAUGGACUGAAAAGAAUGCAAGAAGAGGAUAUAAGAGGUCCGAUUGAAUUAACAGAAAACAAAGAAGAAGAAAUAAACUCGGAUGAUGGGGGAAAUGAAGAAGGUUCUACAUACCAUAUGGAGAAGCUACGGAGAUAUCAAUUGAACAGGCUCAAAUAUUUCUAUGCUGUUGUUGAAUGUGAUUCAGUAGCAACUGCUGAUAAAUUGUACAGUGAAUGUGACGGGAUGGAGUAUGAGAGCAGCGCAACAAAACUUGAUAUGAGAUUCAUACCAGAUGAUGUUACAUUUGAUCAGGAACCCCGUGAGACAUGUAACAACCUCCCAGAUUUAACUAAAUACAGGCCUCGGUUAUUUACAACCACAGCAUUACAACAGGCUAAAGUUGAUCUCACCUGGGACACUACAAACCCAAACAGAGCCGAAGCUAUCAAGAGUGCUCUUAGUGGAAAAAUUGAUAAUUUAGAUCUCAAAGAAUAUCUGGCUUCCAGUAGUGAAGAUGAAAAGAGUGAGGAUGAAAAAGAAAAUUCAGAUGUUGAAGACAAUGAAGAUCCAAUACAGAAGUACAAAAUGCUUCUACAAGAUAUUGAGAACAAAGAAGAUAAGAAACAGAACAAAGACAUGGAAAUGGAGAUUACAUGGGGCUUAGGAGUUAAAGACAAGGCUGAACAGUUGGUCAAGAAAAAGAUGACUGAAGAUGAUAAGAAUUUGACACCGUUCGAAAAAAUGAUGCUCAAGAGAAAAGAAAAGAAAAAAGAACGUAAAAUGAAGAAUAAACAAAAUGUAGAAGAAAAUAAAUCUGAUUCUGAAAGCGAUUCUGACAUACCAUCCGAUGUUGACAUGAAUGAUCCGUACUUCGCAGAAGAAUUUAACAAACCCGAGUUUAAAAAGAAAUCUAAAAAUAAAAAACAAUCUGAAGAUAAUGAGGAUGAUGAAGGGAAAAGAAACGCGGAGUUAGAACUUCUAUUAGAGGACGAUGAUGGAAAACAACACUUCAGCCUCAAGAAAAUACAAGAAGCUGAGAAUAUAACGAAUAAGUCGAAACGGAAACGGAAGCUUAAAGAAAAAAUGAAGCAACAGAAAUCAACAGUUCCAGACUUUGAGAUUGAUGUUGAUGAUAAGAGAUUUUCAGCUCUGUAUGAAUCACAUCACUACAACAUAGACCCCACAGACCCGAACUUUAAGAAGACUAAGAAUAUGGAAAAAUUGAUUAAAGAGAAAUUAAAAAGACGACCAGCGGAUAAUAUGGAGACGGAACCAAACGCUAAGAAAUCGAGGGAAGAAACUGAGCUCAAUAUGUUAGUUAAAAAUAUUAAACGCAAAACAAAAGAUGCAUUAAAAAAAUAA